AAAAAAAUGAAACAAACGACAAACCUAGUGACCCUUUCGGUAUUUAAAGUCUCAAUAACACAUUCAUCAAUGAAGUCUAUUUCUCUCUCUCUCCACCAUACGACGCAAUGAAGAAGCUCUACAAGAAAGGAACUGUACACCCGUCGCCGCCGCAGAUAAAAUCCGACGACCAACUUCUUUCUCUCCUUCCCGUUGCCAUAUUCUCACUAGCGGCAGUGCUCUCUCCGGAAGACCGUGAAGUCUUGGCAUAUCUCAUAUCAACCGCCUCUUACUCCGGCGAACUAAACUUUACCUCCCGCGUGAAUAAAACCAAACCCGGCGAAGUAUCUCAUUUCGACAACCACUCCCCUCUCUUCCACUGCGACUGUUUCAGCUGCUAUACGAGUUAUUGGGUCAGAUGGGACUCUUCACCUAAUCGCCAGCUGAUUCAUGAAAUCAUCGACGCAUAUGAAGACAGCUUGGAGAAAAAGAAUCAAACAAAGAAGAAGAAGAACGUAAGUGGGAAGAAAGACCGUAGAAAGCGUUCAGGGAAACCUUCAGCUCUUGCUACUCCUAGCUUUGGUCCGAACGAUUCAGAGAUUCCGAGUCGACUCAGUGGCGAGUUCAUCACAAGUUCGAGGGAGUUGGUUGAUGGUACUGGAAGUUGCAACGGCGGUUUGGAAUCUACGGAAGAGUUCCGGACCGGGAAGGAUGGUGAAGAGGCGGCGGCAGAGGACGAGAAGGGGUCCAUUAGGAGGUUUGUGACUUUCAUUGGUCAGAAAGUCUUUGGUGUUUGGGGAUAAAAAAUUUUUUUACCGAGAAUAAUUACAAGAAAUAAAAAGGUAGAACUUUUUUUUUUAUUUCUGUUUUUUAGGACAUUAUUCUUAUAUAACACAUAACCCUUAUAGCUUA
Messenger RNA from Raphanus sativus (radish), 891 nucleotides. RefSeq lists its product as uncharacterized. Lineage: Eukaryota; Viridiplantae; Streptophyta; Magnoliopsida; Brassicales; Brassicaceae. The record is from RefSeq and is a predicted model, not a curated record. The transcript has a single exon. Bases 108 to 782 code for a protein of 224 amino acids.